Amoebophrya sp. A120 is the source of this 516-nucleotide messenger RNA. NCBI's taxonomy places the organism in Eukaryota, Dinophyceae, Syndiniales, Amoebophryaceae. The record is from the annotation of a GenBank genome assembly.
GUUGUUUUGGAAUAAGAAGAACAGCUGCGCCGGAGGUGGUUCAGCUCCUGGCGGCGAAAAAAUGAAGAACAAGAACAACUCGACGACCUUUUCCUCGUCCAGAGCAGCAGUUUACUACCACGCGGCUUCAGCCUCCGCAUAUACCGUCGCGAAGUAUUCCGUAAUCGUGGCGAUGUUGAAAGACUUUGACGAGGACGCAGUGCCGCUGGCGGACGUUUUCCAGGUCUACUACAUACGGCGUUCUCAAGCGCUAGUACACUCUCAACUGUUACGUGAAAUUUGUAAUGCAAGCAUGGCAAAAGGGAAAACGAAAAGGUUGCGCCUUUACUUUUGCAUUACAGGUUUGGAGCAGAUCGUAAUGCUAUCUAGCGCGUCGAGAAUUUGUCACGCGAAGCAGCUUUUUCGUGUAGAUGCUGACGCCAAUUUUGCAUGACAAAUUCAUGGAACAGGAACAGCUGAGAGCGUCACACCUGAGAGUCCCAUACUCCAGCUCGGUGUGGUCGAGUUCCGCCCUAC